Molecule: messenger RNA, 1485 nt
Organism: Durusdinium trenchii
Lineage: Eukaryota; Dinophyceae; Suessiales; Symbiodiniaceae
Source: the annotation of a GenBank genome assembly
AUGGCCAAAAUGAACGACCUUGGUCAUUUGUUAGGAGGGCACUCCCUACAAAGUGCCUGUGGGAUACUCCUGGACUUUUGGUCCAAGUACAGGGCACUGUUUCCACAGCACGAGCUGUGGAGGGAUGUGGACGCGGGGCUCAAGCCGCUUUCGCAUUGCCUACCAAUCCUGUUCCACGGAGACGAGGGGGUAACGUACCGCAAGAGCGGGCUGCUAGUCCUAUCCAUUCAGGGAAUUUUUGGACACGGAUCCAGCAAGAGAGAUGAGAACUUCAGAGGGGCAACGCAAGGAAUACCACUGAAUUUCUUGAGAACUGGUUUCCAAACAAGGCUGCUGGUUUGCGUGUGUCCCAAGGAGUUGUACUCGGAUGACCCGAGGGUCUGGAAUGCGAUCUUCGAGGUAGUUGUUGCUGACCUCGCCCGUUGCCAAAAGGAAGGGAUUGCGAUUGGCAGCGGGCAAGAAAAGGUAUUUCCCAUCCUUCUCGGUAACAAAGGCGACUGGAGUUAUUUGGUAUCCUCGGCGAACUUGGAACGAUCAUACCGGAGGGCACCAAAGGGAGCACGUGAUGACGAUCACAACGUUUCUGGAGCAGGAAUUUGUCACCUUUGCACCUGUGGUCAGGGUGUGGACUGGGAAGAUUUGAAUGCAGCAGAAGCAGAGAUGGAACGAUCAUUUGUUGAAGAGCUGCCUCCACCCUGGUUUCGAGAAUGUGCAAUGACCAGGGAACUUCUUGUUGAUCGAAGCCCGAAUGGGAAGGCCAGAUUUCACCUCAUCGACCCUUGGCACACAUUGCAUUUGGGAGUCGGCAAGUCUUGGGUGGCCUGUGGCAUCAUGAUGAUACAAAAGUUUCUGCCUGAAUCACAAAUGGAUGCCAGGAUUUCCUUCAUUGGGUCUCGGUACAAGAAUUUUUGUAAACGGAAGAAGCUGGACCCAGUACUGCGGAAAAUUGAUUGGCGCACCUUUGGCUCGGCGACUGAACCCUCCGGUUGUUGGAACAAAGCCGCAGUCACCAGCAAUUUCAUGAUGUUUCUGGAAGAGUUUUGCGAGGAGCACAGGGACGUCUUACAGGGUGAUGAGCGUCUACGUGUGUUUGCUGCUGGGACCAUGAGGGCCAAUGAGUUCAUGAGGGGUAUAUACAGCCACGAUGUGCUGAUACCACGGGACUCGGCAAUGUACCUGAGCAAUUGCCUUCAAGACUUCUUCAAGGCCUACCUGUUCCAAGCUGCUGCAGCAUACAACCUGGGCUUGGCUUACUUUGGUUUGUUCCCCAAGCUUCAUGCUGUGCAUGAACUAUCAUUCCAUUUGAAAAAGGAUGCACAGAGGGCCGGAUACGUCAUGAACCCAGCCGUUUUCUCUUGUUCCAUGGACGAAGAUUUUAUAGGGAGAUGCGCAGCGGUAAGCCGCUGCGUAUCUCCCCGCAUCAUGUCCAAACGGACGCUUGAGCGGUAUUUAUGCCACAUACAGUGUGCAUGGGCUAGGAACUAG